This is a messenger RNA of Nymphaea colorata (pocket water lily), 1398 nucleotides long. RefSeq lists its product as uncharacterized. The coding region runs from base 771 to 1217 and encodes 148 amino acids. The record is from RefSeq and is a predicted model, not a curated record. NCBI's taxonomy places the organism in Eukaryota, Viridiplantae, Streptophyta, Magnoliopsida, Nymphaeales, Nymphaeaceae. The transcript is spliced from 5 exons.
UUGUAACGGUUGGUUAUUUACAAACUGUUUUUUUUUUCCAUUCCCUUGCUUAGCCAUGGAAUACCAAAAAAAAAAAAAAAACUCAAACUUUUCUUAAUUCAUCAAACAUGCCUCAUUUUAAGAUGAGAUGAAAUUUCCCCUCUUCCACACUUUACCAAAUGCUAACUAAAGUCAAUUUUGUAAGGUGGUGUGGGCAAUUGUCCACACCUGGUGGGCUGGUACAACGUGCCUUGGCCACUGCUUUCGUGCCUCCCCAUAACACAUUAGUAUGUAUUAAUGAUCGGCCUUUCUGAAAAAGACAAACUUGUGAGCCUGUGAGCUGCUAAUUUGAUGAACUGAAAGCACACGUUUAUUGAUCAAGCAAAAAAGGAAAGCGAUUCUAAGUUUCCUAUCAUACGCGAGCCUGAGAAGAUAACGAAGGACAUUGGGAUUGAAAGCCUGCGAUUGUCUCCGACGUCUCUCUCGUCUAGUCGUCCUGUGCCGUCCGCUCACCGCGGUUCCUUCGUUGUUCCUGGGUCCACCUUUGCCCGACGGUGAUAUCUCAUUUUUGCUAUGGUUUAUUGAGAUUGCCUUUGCGACGGAGGUUUGCUUCGAGAAUUACUUUUGUGAAAGUCUGCACCAGCGAGAGUGGCGUUCUCAACGACUUUGGUUGCUACCGCCACAAUUCUAUUCUAUGUUGUUAACUUGUGUCUUCGAGCUGUUUGAUGAAAUGACCACGGUGGAAGUUGCUGACAACUGAGGAUUUGCUGAGGGAAGGAGGAAGGGAACAAAUGGACAAGUUUCCUGCUGCUCGUAAGAUCUUGAGGAAAAUGGGAUUUGGAGAAGAAAAUUACUACUUCUGGAAACAAGUCAGCAAGGCUUUAUUAUGCACUUAUGCAGUCUUUGGCGCCGCAUGGCUGUGGAAUGAAACUUCACCAUUAGGCUGGUGGACAUUGAAACCACGUCCCAAAGAAGAGAAAGAACUUGCUCACCUGUAUGAGCGCCGAAAAUUUCCCUAUCCUGGCGAUGAGGAGGCAGUAAAAGAAUUUAUAGCCAGUGGAGGUGGAAUAGGCACAAGUAUAGGACCAAAGGGAAUCAUCGACACAGGGAAGGAGAAUGAUAAUUUUCAAAAGAAGAUGCAGUCUAAGAAGUUUGAACAGGAAGCUCUCAAACUCUGGCUCCGGAUGAGAAAUGAAGUCAUUGCUGAGCUUCGAGAGAAGGGUUUUGAUGUCGAGUGAUUAUAUCAUGAUUCUGUAAAUUGGUUGGCCUUGGGUUGAUGCCUGUAGAACCUCAGCAACCAAUAGAAUUACAAGGACUUGUUUAUAAGGAUGUAAAAUGAGCUGAGAUAAAUCAAAUUUUAGGUUGUUUGGACUUGGUUUGUCUAGAAAUAUGAGUUCAAACUAAAUCUCAAGUUUUCAA